Messenger RNA from Trichomonas vaginalis G3, 684 nucleotides. RefSeq lists its product as uncharacterized. The transcript has a single exon. The record is from RefSeq and is a predicted model, not a curated record. Lineage: Eukaryota; Parabasalia; Trichomonadida; Trichomonadidae. The coding region runs from base 1 to 684 and encodes 227 amino acids.
AUGAAAUCGGUCUGGGAUUCUACAAAGGCUGCUUUUAAUUCUGCUAAAUCUGCUGUAAAAGAUAAUGCAAAGAAACUAGCAACUAAAGUAAAAGAAGCUUCUACUCCAGAAGAUCCUAUGGGUUUCAGAGUUUUAUUAUCUGAAUCGCAAGAACUUAAGAGAGAGGCCAAAACAUGCGCAAACAAAAUUCAAGUCAUCAGGAUAAACAUUCUUAAUGUAGCAAGUACUAUAUACGAUAUUGCAACGAAUACCUCUGAAAUUCUUCAAACCGAAGAAUCUCUUCAAUAUAAGCAAUCAAUUGAUGUUUAUCAUGCAAAUAUGAAGAAACUUGCAGAUGAGCUAUUACCUUUAUACGUGGAAAAGCCUUACGACGAUGUUCUGAAAAUGAUUAAGGAACUCUCCCCAUUAUUCAAAGAAGUUUCAGAUAUUCAUGAUAAAAUAACCCUCAAUAAAGCCAUUAAUAAAGCUCAAUCUGCAAUAUCAGAGAAAAGUGCUCAAAAAUCCAGUGAUAAAAUUGCUGAUUACAAUAAACAACUACAAGAUCUUCACUCUACCAUUACAGAGAAGUUGACACUAAUAGAUACCGAGAUGGCUAAUGCCAAAAGAAAAUCAUUUUUGGCGCUCACAUUCUAUUUUGAGCAAUUUAUUACCGCAUCUGAAAAAAUCGGUCUUACAUCGCAAUAG